AUAGUAGCAAGCAAACUUUCCUAGCGCGUAACGAAGUUGUCCUAACCAUUAAUAAAUCUUAUUUUUAGGAAACGCCAGACUAUCUGGCUUAAAUUUGUGUUAUGAAAACAUUAAAGCAUUACUGAGGAACAAAAUUAAAACUAUUCGGUAAACAACCGAACGCUAUACAGGCUUACUAUAAUGAACACAACAGCAACCUUCUCUUCAGGCUCAUUGAGAUGGCUUUUAUCUUCUGUCUAUAAAUAAACCACUAGUCCUUUUAUUCCGUAGAGGACCAUGAAAUGAUAAAUGACGUUUAUUUUGCAAAUAGGAUGCAAAAAAGGCCUUGUAAUAUUUGGACAUUAAAAUAAAACUAAAUGAGUUCUACAUUUCCUACCUGCCUAUUCUAAGAAGAAACAGCGAACCAGAAUCCCUGUCUUUUAUAAUCAAUGCAGCAGUAAAAAAUUUAAAGUGCGCAUGUUUAUUCUGCGGUAGUCUAAUGAAGAAAAAACCACAAUGUUUAAGUGAAUCUAUUCUCAUGGAUUCUUAUUAAACGAUCAUUCAUGGAGCAGACGGUGUUCUACAGAAACUGUGUUCAGCAUACAAGGGAAGGAAACCGAUGUGUCUGAACUGCAACUGGUGGACCCAGCAGCCAUGCCCGGGGUAGUCACCGGAUCCAGUGGACCCGAAGACAUGACUGAUGAUCAUUAUGCGAUGUCACACCAGACUACACUAAAAUUAACUUACUUUAACUGUUUCUGACUUGCAAUGUUCAAUAUGACGAGAUGUAAUUGGAAUACAUUGAGACUCCCGAGUGCAAGUGUUCACAAACGUGUCAGGAAGGUCGAUUGAUCUCUUAACCGACUUUUUCAAAGGAGGUUCUUUAUUCGAUGACUUUUGCGUCUGUGAAUACUUAGUGCACUCGGGCACUUGUUUGGCGAAGUAAUGUCAACAUCGCCAAACUUGUGACACAUAAUCCUAUAAUGUACACGUCUGAUGUCACCGUAAUUUAAUCAUCAUCUUAUUUUAUACCUCUCUUACAAUAUUCUGUUAGUAUUUGUUUACUAUCUGUAAUUAUGAACAUAUUUCAAAUUCAGGUUCUCCAUUCGCUCAUAACAACAUUUAUUUUAAUUGAUCAUUCUCAAAACCUUAGCUUGGAUGAUGCGAGUUGUUUAAAAACAGGAUAAUUAGCUUUGAUGGUGGAGGAAAAUAUUAAGGAAACUCGUGAUGUGGUCGGUAACGCCCAGUACAUGGAAAUAACUAAUGCUACGUCGAGUGGAGGGUUUCACACAACUUGUUACUCGAGUGCUGUACUUCAGAACAAUGACAGACACUUGAACAAACAUUUGUUUUCUUCAAAGUAAAUAUCGCGCGAUGAUGCGCAGUUUAAUGGCGCAUGCUUCCACCUUAAGCCAAAAUGAGACUUAACUUGUAUAUGCUAAAUGCUUAAAUGACUUUAUAACAAGCCAAUAUAGCACCAUGGCUGUCGAUUUCUUCUCUAUAUUUACCCAUUCUUGCUAAAUUCGCAAGGUAAGUAUCAAUAUGAAAAAAGUUUGAUCAUUGCACGCCCAUAAAUGCACCCCUAUGUGACAACCCUAAUUUGAAAUAUGUUUUUGUGUGAUUGUAAGUACUAUUGAUUUUAGUGUAAUUGUAGUAUUUAAAUUAUUAAUAUGGUUGUGGUAAUCAGUAGGAAAAUGUCUGAGUAUUUGCAACGUUACAGAUUUCUAGGGAAUUUGAAAUAUGACUUAUUAGUGGUUGUCAGAUUUCACAUGAUUGUUAAAUGCUUUAGUCACGCUUGACGCGUUCAUACUUGUAUCAUGGAUGAUGGCAACUAUAUGUGAAAUUUCUCAUGUAUACUUACUCAGUGCUUUGCCGACAAGAACAGACGUAUCUUAUCGCCUGAUCCCCAGCUAUUCUUCGAUGUAUUUGAACAAUCAGCUUGGACUUACCAAAAUGUAUACUGCCUGCUUCAGUCAUGUAUAUUAUCAUGAUUUAUCAGAAUUUUUCUACUCUUAUCACAGCCAUAUCUGCAUGUAUUUUAGUGUGAAAGUGUGUAGAUUAAACUAUAUGUAUGUCGAUAUGUUUAAAUUGGCAAUCAAAAAAUUACAAAACAAAACAAAGACUAAAAAAAACAAUGAGAAAGACAAGAUCGAAAAAAAAUAAGGCACAGACAGACAUUAACACUAAUCUAAAAAAAAAAAUAACAUGGUAAAAAGAGAAUUUACUGGAAAAGUAGACUGACCAAAAAAAAGGUUGAGAAUAAAAAAAAAAUUUGAUGAAAGAAUGGGAUUUGAAGAGAACAGUUACAGGCCCAGGUAGCCAGCCAUGGCGGGACGGUGCAAGGUUUGAUGGCUGCACGGCAGUAGUUGUACAGAGGCUGAACAGUAUGUGUGUUGUAGAUAUUGCGCGCGAUACGAGCGAUACGGAAGCGGCGGAUAGCGAUGCGACCGACGCUAGCGAUGUGGAGUACGAGCCGGUGACGGAGCCCGAGGACAUCGGCCCCGUCGACGACGAUGAUACUUCUGCCAACAGCGACAACGACAUAAUAGCGACAAAGGUGAUCGAGGUGUCGGUGGGCGACGAUGGCGAGCUUCAGUUCGCGGACUCGGAGCGCACGGACUCGCACGAGAGUGACAGCGACAUUGAUCUGUACGACUACUGGAACUGUGCGCAGUGUCGCGCCGAGAACAACAACCCUCUCUAUAGAUACUGCCAUAAAUGCUUCCAGGUUCGGAAAAACUUCUUCCCGCCGAGACCGAAACGCAAACGGAACAGGCUAACGGACACGGACAAAACUGAUGAGAUUCCGCGCACACUGUCACAGGACUCCGGAGUGGACUCGCCCAUGAGCCAGGAGGUGGACGUGCCCACCAGCCAGGAGGUGGACCCCAACUUCGGUGAGGGCACGUCUGGUAACGCUAAAUCCGACCUUAGCAUAGCUCGUAGGUACCGUAAGCGCCGCGCCGAGUCUGCCGACCGACGUACCAAACGCAAACGUUUAUCGCGAACCGAUUCUGACACUGAUCUUGAUUCGGACGACGAUAGCCAAACGAAAAUCGACGUGCGACCCCUCGUUAAAACUGUUAGCGAUCCCGCGAUCACCAUUGAUGAUAAACUCCCCGUUAAGAUCACUAAAAAGGUGAUAGCGAACACUUUGAUGGACAAGUUGGAGGAUCCUAAGAACUUGUGUAUGAUUUGUAUAUCGGAGCCUAAGUCCGGGGUGUUCGUGCACGGGCGGAUAGCGCACAUCUGUUGCUGUUACAAGUGCGCCGUCAAGGUGUGGGCCAAGGCCAAGCGGUGCCCCGUCUGUAACUGUAAGGUCAGCAACGUGCUGAAGGCGGUGGUCAUGUAGGCGUCUUGAUGACCUCUGGACGAUCACUCACAAACAACUCCCAUUAUAUUAGGUCCCUAUACCAAUUCAUUUCGUGUGCAAUGUUCUUGUUGAUUAUUAAUUACCCCUAAAAUGAGCUCUACUUACGAAUUAGGAAUAACAAAAUUCAAAUUAUAUUAUUUAUAUGUUUCUUAUCGUCCACAUAGGUCGCUAGUUAGGAUUCGGAGUUGACAUAAGGCCGGGAAUUACUUUGUAAGUUGAAGGCUGAGUGGAUGGAAGAAUGAGACAAUGGUGGUCAAUUUCAGGUGAGUAUGGAAUGGUACGAAUGAAUGAGUUAUGCUGUUUGUACAUAAUGGCUGAUGGUGGCCUUAUUUGUAUGUUUUAAUAUUAAAAUAUGAUAUCGGAAUUUGUGAUAUUAUACUAUUGUCAUGCAAAACUAAAAGAUGUUACAAUUCAAUUAAUAGAUGCUUAGUUAUUCCGGUUUUUUUCCUGGCUAAUAUAACUGGAAACAUUCUUGAUAUAAUUUUGGUGCAUCUGUCAGUUUUACUGCACCAUAAUAUUAAUAUGUCGUUGGUGCAAUUCAUAUAAAUGUCUUAGAAGUCUCUUGUGCAAGUGCCAAGCACCUUGUGUGUUAGACAUAUAGAAUUAUAUUGUGUGACAUGUGUAUAUAUUUAGGAAAAAUAAUUGAUAUUAUUAAUUGUUAAGGUGUGGUCAACAAGUCAUUAUGUGUGGACAUCAUCUAUGUGAUUGAAUGUAUGUUGUAAAACGACGUCAAUUAGAUAUAAGUCUUCUAUAUACGGUAGAGAUUUCUUUAAAUACAAGCGUACUAGCUACUUCCGCGCCCAUUAAUCGUGGCGAGAUGUUUUAUAGCGUUUUCAAAUCUGGCCAGUAGUUCCUGAAAUUAAGUCGUUCAAACAAACAAAACUCUUCAGCUUCAUAUUAUAUUUUUUUUUAUAAAAAAAGGUCUGUAUUUUGAUAUCUAUCAUUUUAUUGGUUUUCAGUGUAAUAAUAAUUUAUCACUUGAUAUAUUCAAUACAGAUUUGAUUGAGAACUUCUAAUCUCACUCCAUUUUCGCAAUUGUAGCAAUUAAGAACUGGCGCCAUCUACAUAAAUUAUCUGAAAGAGGUAGUUACGUUAACAUUUUCAAGUGUAGGUGUAAUUAAAAAUGUUUAAGUUUUGCUUUUAGUUCAGUAAUUAGGUAGUUCUACCUGGAAUGUUUUCCAUCCAGGAGGUGUGAAAAUCGGCAAUUUUGUAGAUUCUGAUGUGCUCUUUUUGAUUUCCAUUUUGCACCUUUGUACGUGCGCCGCUCGCGCCACCAUAUUGGAAAUAUGACAGCUAAAAACUGUUUUUUACAACAUCUCUUUUCCUGUGCAUUUAAGAGAAAACCCUUACCUACAAAAUUAAACUACUUAAAAUUUUCUACAAUUAAUGUAUAGACAGCUUUUUUGUAAUAUAUUAUAGUUUUGGCGCCAGAGCGCCGCAAAGUACAUUCCAAGAGUAUUUAUAAAAAAAAAUUUAAACCAUGUAAAAGUAGAGAGAGUGGCACAUUUUUUAUAGUAUAGUCUUUUAUAGGUCUAAUGCUCAUGUGAUAGUGGUACACACUUUAGGAAUGGACCACAAUAUCCGGCAAGGGCCGGUAUUUCCUACGGUAACACCCACGUUUCCUACUUUAUUAUCGGACUAUUUACAAAAAUACUAAUUGAAAUGUAGUCUGGACAUUUUUCACUGUAAAAAGUUAUCCUGUAGACUGGGUCCCACUACUGGACAGAUACAUUUUCGUGCAUGGUGAAGGAAGUACACGAUUUCGGACCUAAAGUUUCAACGUCCAUGUUUCUUCGAAUGUUGCGUUGCUAUUUCAGCCACCAACCAUCCACAGCUUAACAUAUGCCUUCUAGAUCAGCUAGUUACCUUAAAUGUUACUCUGAAACUGUUCAAACAAACUUCAGUUUAUGUUCAUCUAUUACAGAAGGAAACUGACCUUAAAAUAUUUUCCAAUGAAAAAAUCUUACAUAAGUUCUUAAAUUUAAAGAAAUCUCUAUCUUUUAUAAUUUUCGAGCUAUCAAUUAAUGCCCUUAACUCUUUGUGAUAACAAUCUGAUAAUGUAGGAUCGUAAGUAGAAAGUAGAUAAGAAAAUCACGGCAAACUUAGUUAUAGUAUAUUAACUAUAUAUUUAAAUUCAUGUUCUACAUACAUUAAUAGCAAAACUUAAUAUGGAGUUAACUACCAGAGACUUUUCUUUGAAACAUUAUCAAAUUAAGUAUUUGUCUUAUGUAAUUAUCAUUAUGAUAAAGUUCAUUUCCGUUAGAGUUGUAUUUCGCCGGGACACCGUGGCGCCGCUGCCAGUCGCCGCUACCAACAAAAUGUAUACAGCUCUAUAGAGAUUUGGUGUCCGCUUGGUUGAGCAACCAGUGUGGUGGCUCGACUAGGUCAGCAACACAAAAUGUGAUUGGUCGCGCCACCACUAAUUACUAUAACCUCUUAUGGUGUCUCAUUCACUCAGCCACCUGUCCGAGGUUCAUUUGGAUACGGUCAGUGGGUUGUACCGACUAGUUUAGUAGCUUGCGGACACCAUGGCGGCGAAAAUGGUUGCGUAACCAAGUAGACACCAGGUGAGCUACUCUCACCAUGACUAUAGAGUUAUGUACAUUGUGUUGGUAGUAGGGACUGGUUACAUCGCCGUGGUGUUCCGGUGAAAUACAUCCCUUAGGUACCCGAAGGUAUGUUAGUCUGUCGGUCACACAAAGUUAAAUUACAAGCAAUAUGUUCUUCAUUACACUUCCUGUUUACAUUACAUGGGGAUUACAUAUAAGUAGACUAGGCCUAAACUGCGGUCUUCCAAUCUGUAAAUAGGUAAAAAUACCUCAUUUGCCAAGCUAUUAAUGUGUGGAACAUGUCCUAUGUAUAAAAGUGUUAGUCUCCGCUCCUGUUAUGUAAAUACUAUUUGUAAAGAGGUAGAGACGUCAACCACCGAAACAGAAAUAUUAAUAUAUUUUCAUUUUAGUUAGGGAUCUUCUAAAAUUAUAAACAGUAUCGGCUAUAUUCGUGUUAAUGCCAAAAAGAAACAUGAUGAUUAUCGUUAAAUUUUUAAAUUUAGGUUUUGUUUUUGACAUAAUAAUAUGUUGGAACACUUCAUGUGCGUAGUUUUUAGAAAACGAUUAUAAAUGUGAGGUAAUCAUGAAGUGUUUUAGGCUGAAAUUAUUCGAACGUGGUGGAACGUAAAUGAUGCGUGUUACAUUGCGUUGUGCGUGUCAGAAUCAUAUAUUAUUAAAUUAAUUCAUGGUAAAAUGUUAAAACACCCGUUAAACUGUUAAAAAUUAUUUUCAAUGGGAAUGUAAUACACUAUUUUGGUUACCAAUGUACAAUAUUCAUUUGUAUCCUUAUAGACAAUUAUUUAGUGGACUUUUUAUUCACCGUCGCGCUUUUCCUGAGUAAUUGUUGCUUCUCCCAUUGUGUUAGUGGUUAAAAGGUGUAUAUUUCAAAUAUAUUUCAUUACUGUAUAUUUAUUCUAUGUUUAGUCUGACAAUUCUAAGUCAGAAUUUUCGCGACUUCGCUGUUUAUAACUUGCAACAUUUAGCUUAGGGUAAUCUAGAUUUAUUGAUAUUCAAUUUUAUACCUACUUACGUGUAAUUAUAUGAUUGAUCUUUUAAAAUCUAACCCACCAUCCCUCCUACCGGACAGAGGAUAUUUCUUGUUACACAGUUAAAGAUUUAUUUCAAAAUAAAAAGAUAUUAGUUAUUAUUAUUAUUAAAUUGUAGAUCUCCUAUUAUUUUGUACAGAAUCUAGAUUACGAUUUUUUGUUUAAGUUUCCAAACAUGUAAUUACUUAUUCACUUUAAAAAAAAAUGAAAAAAAAUAUACGUUAUCGAAAAAGAUUAUUCGAUAUAACAAGAAAAAAAGAAUUAAUAAUAAAACCUUUUUUUUUUCAG
This is a messenger RNA of Spodoptera litura, 7235 nucleotides long. The record is from RefSeq and is a predicted model, not a curated record. Lineage: Eukaryota; Metazoa; Arthropoda; Insecta; Lepidoptera; Noctuidae.